This is a messenger RNA of Alternaria alternata, 1592 nucleotides long. Its product is annotated as arylamine N-acetyltransferase 2. Gene Ontology annotation, molecular function: acetyltransferase activity. Bases 265 to 1338 code for a protein of 357 amino acids. The transcript has a single exon. NCBI's taxonomy places the organism in Eukaryota, Fungi, Ascomycota, Dothideomycetes, Pleosporales, Pleosporaceae. The record is from RefSeq and is a predicted model, not a curated record.
CCUGCCGUAAUUACGUCCGUGCACCACCACGUCGAAAAAGGCGACACAUCCAUUAGUUUCUGCUGAUGUCCAUAAGGAACAUCACUCUAGACACAUGGUCAGAACAGAUAAUGCGGCCGAAAGCGCCCCACUAUCCAAAACGCCAAUGAGUCUUCAGCUAGUACCACGUCGGACCUUUCUUCUGAGUCACACCCCGAUCUCAGGAGCAUAGAAAUAGAAAAUACCUACUUAGACAUCGAGCUUCUUUCACUCUGAAUCCUCACCAUGGCCUUUCCAUCAGUUUUCAGCGAGGAUCAGAUUGUGUCGUUCCUCAAACACAUUGGUCUUUCCUCGUUACUCCAGCAGCAGAGAUUCUCAGGCAAUGCCGCUCAGGAUCUUCAUUUCCUCCAACAGCUGCAUACACAUACCAUCGCUGCCAUUCCGUACGAAAACCUCUGGCUCCACUACAACCCUACUCACACGAACAACAUCAAGCCGCAGGAAACAUUCAACAGCGUCAUUACCAAUAGGCGCGGGCGCGGCGGCUAUUGUUUCCAGGUAUCAAUCUUCUUCAAUCACAUGCUACGUGGACUAGGCUUCCCGGCCUAUCUCGCUCCCGUGAGAAUCAGGCAUCGUCUAGAUGGUGUUCCGCAGGGUGACUACAGCGGCUGGGUGCACCUCGUCAAUCUCAUCAGCUUAGCAGACGGCACCAAAUGGGCCCUCGACGUUGGUUUUGGCGGCGACGGUCCUACAGCGCCCAUGCAGCUUGCUCAUGAUUAUCCAAAAACAAAUUUAGGAAGCCAGGAGGUUCGACUCUGGCAUGAUUGGAUCCCUGCACAGUUGCACCGGACGGAGGGGACCAAGCUCUGGAUCUACCAGUACCGCAAUGGCCCUGAGCAUGCGUGGAAUUCGUUCUACGCGUUCUCUGAAGAAGAAGCCAUGGAGGCGGAUUUCCACAAUCUCAAUUGGUAUACUGGCUCGCACCCGGAGAGCUUCCAGACGUUCACUUGUAUCAUUGUAAAAUUCCUGCGACGCGCGAAGUCCGAUGUUAGAGAUAGCGACCAAGAGAUUUACGGCAAGCGCAUGCUGGUCAACGGCGUUGUCAAAGAGAAUCUGGGAGGGAGGACCACGGUUGUGGAAGACUGUAUGACCGAGGAGCAGAGAAUACAUGCUCUAGAAAAGUGGUUUGGCAUAAUGUUAACAGAAGAAGAGAAGGCCGGUAUCAGAGGCUGGGUAACUGAGCUCAGGGGCGACGGCAGCGAAGGUGUAGUAGCAGGAAUGAGGACGAGAAGCGAAAAUUGGGAGGUCUGCAGAGGGAAGGAUGGGUGGUGGAAGUGGAAUGGACCGGCUGCUGAAUGACAGACGGAACUUCCCAAGUUCAGUUCGCGGAUUUGUUGUUAUCAGCGCGGGCAUCAACCCAACAGGCUUUCACAGAGAUUCACUGUUACGGUUUAUGCUGGAAGGACAUUGCGCGUGUCACAUACAGAGUCGCUAUCAGUCAGGCUAGUCUAAUCUGACAUCGAACCGAUAUCUGUGCACGUGUAUACCUCAUCAUCAUAAUUAUCAAAGUGUAUCAAAAGAAAAAAAAAUCUAAAAGCUAAAUUAUCUUUCUU